GGCUCCGCGGCCCCGGGGGGGGGGCACCCGCCCGCCCUCCCGGCGCCGCACACGGCACCGCACCCGCCACGCGGAUUUACGGCGCGGACCGCAGCCUCCGGGGCUGUCCAGCAGGGAUGGAGGGAUGCGUGUACAGGUCAGAGCAGCAGGAGCCCAGCACAGCCCUGUGGGGGUAGGCGUGAAGGUGGUUCCCUGUGAGGACACAGUGGGACCUCCCAAGGCCCUGGAGGAACGUGGAGUCUUGCUGGGAAGAGGGAGAGCUCCUCUCUGCCUGCUGCCCAUUCACCUACUGUGUUUCCAGGGAUUUAUACAAGGAUUUAGGGCUUGGAGCCUGGAAGAAUAUUAGUACCAUAGGAUUGCUGAAGAGCCUGACAGCGAUGGGGGAUGCACUACAGAGGAGGGACAUUCCUUCAGGAGGGCCUGCACGUCCGUGAGCCCUGGCUGCUGGUGGCGGAGGGUGCCUGGGGCUGGGCUGCUCACCCAGCCCUGGGCUGGGGGCAGAGCCGCGGUGCUUGCAGGGCACAGCCAGCGAAGGGCGAAGAGCUGGGGUAGGGUCUGCAGGGACAGGCCCGAGCCCUGGGAGACCGGGGCUGCCAGCAGAGCCACUGCUCCUCCAGGCACCUCUUCCUGGGGUGGGGGUGGGGGACUCAGCGACCCUUGGUCCCUGGGCUCACCGUGGAUGUCCCUCCGUGCACCGCCGGCAGGAUCGCUCCCCUAGUGCCGGUGCAGAGGGACGGAGGGCCGCUCGCCUCACCAUGGUGCUGCCACCACCUGACAAGCGCCACGUCUGUCUGACCACCAUCGUCAUCAUGACCAGCAUGGCCUUCAUGGACGCCUACCUGGUGGAGCAGAACCAGGGGCCCCGCAAGAUCGGUGUCUGCAUCAUCGUGCUGGUGGGGGACAUCUGCUUCCUCAUCGUGCUGCGCUACGUGGCCGUGUGGGUGGGGGCCGAGGUGAAGACAGCCAAGCGCGGCUACGCCAUGAUCCUGUGGUUCCUCUACAUCUUCGUGCUGGAGAUCAAGCUGUAUUUCAUCUUUCAGAAUUACAAAGCAGACAAGAAGAACCUGGAGACAGUGGCCAGGAAAGCCCUGACCCUACUGCUCUCCAUCUGUGUGCCAGGGCUCUACCUGGUGCUGGUGGCCUUGGACAGCAUGGAAUACAUACGGACCUUUCGGAAGAAAGAGGACUUGCGGGGGCGCCUCUUCUGGGUGGCCCUUGACCUGCUGGAUAUCUUGGACAUACAGGCCAAUCUGUGGGAGCCACAAAGGACUGGCCUGCCCAUCUGGGCAGAGGGGCUCAUGUUUUUCUACUGCUACAUACUCCUCCUGAUCCUGCCUUGCGUGUCCCUCAGUGAGAUCAGCAUGCAAGGGGAGCACAUUGCCCCACAAAAAAUGAUGCUCUACCCCGUCCUCAGCCUGGUCACCAUUAACAUUGUCACCAUCUUCAUCCGGGCCAUCAACAUGAUCUUGUUCCAGGACAGCAGGGUCUCCACUAUCUUUAUUGGCAAGAACAUCAUCGCAAUUGCCACCAAGGCGUGCACUUUCCUGGAGUACAAGCGGCAGGUGAAGGAGUUCCCCCAGAAUGCCAUUGCCCUGGAGCUCCAGCAGAAUUCCCUCUCGCACAACCAGACCAUCCACAGCGCGCAGGGCAUCCCUCACGAGCCGUCGCCCACCAGCGAGAUCCUCGACACAUGAGGGAUGCCCCAGCCAAGCGCUGGUUCAGAUAGCCCCGUGCUGAGCAGAGGAGGGAUGCUGCUUUCUUGCUGCCUGGUGCGAGCACGACCGACACGUCCCGGCAGGGAGGGCUCUUCUGGGCACAGAAACACCAACCGCGUUUUAAUUGAGCUGUGGAGUGUCCUCUAGACGUCUUCAUCUCAGGUAUAACCCUAGGAGUCCUCCAGACAAACCAAAUGUACUUGCAAAGGACCUGAACCAGCUAACCCUCUUUCUCCCUCCUGCCACAAUCUCCCCUCCCGAGCAAAGACCGCUAAGGUUCCAACGUCCCUUUUUACUCCCCGAGCACCUCACCUUUACUCCAAGCCUGGAUCGAAGAUUUUGUAACUGGAGUCCUUUUUAUGGAGUGGGGACAGGGGCAUAGGGGUGUGGAUUGGGGGGGGGAAGGGGGGGACAUUUGAAGCAGUAAACCCUGUGAUCGUAGCUGUCUCUUAUCUCCAAUGGUUGUGUUUACAGUUUCCUAUUUAUAUGGGCCCCGGGGGUCCUGGGCUGCCCUGGGGGCUGGUGUCCUUGUGGUGGGCAAGAGCAGGAAGCCCUGCAGUGGGGAGCAGGGCGGGAGGCUGGCGUGGCUCUCCUGCCCUGGGAUGAGGGGGACCGUGCCUCCACUGGCGCACUACGCCGACUCUGAUGGGAGCAAUAUUUGACAAGCUGGAGCUAAUCUAAUGCUGGUGAUUUAUGUAUUUCAUUGACUCCAAACAACUCAGCACAAUAUUUCUAUUUUCAGAAGGGUCCCUCUCUGUCUCCCUGCCAUCGUGAGCCUCCCUGCCUGCAGCAGCCGGUGCAGAUGCUCCAGACCCCCAGCACUGCUGCUGGCAGGAACGGGCACCCAGGAGGGCUUAGUAAUAAGGAUGGCAAUGAUGCAUUUCACUCCGGCAUUGAGCGUUUUUAAAGAGGGCUGCUUUCCACAGCUACUAUAUUUUUAAAAUAAAUAUUUGGAAAAAAAAAAAAUCCCCAAAAAAAAGAGCCUGGAAGGAUGUGGUGCCCUGAGCAGGUGGCUGGGAUUGGGGAUGGCCGAGCUGGGGUCUCCUCUGCUGGCAUGGGUGGUGCUGAUGGGCUCAACCGGCCACGAGCAGCUGGGUGGGAGGUGAGGGCCAGACAGAUAAUAAAAGCCCCAUGAGAGCAAUGGCUUCUGGUGGUCUCUUUCCUGCCAGUGUGGGGAGGGAUGGGGGCAGCUCCCAUGCAACCCAAAUCACUUAUCUCCUCCUCUAUCCAUCUCCCCUGGACCACCAAGUGCUGUCACAAGGUGCUGUGCCCUGAAGUCAUUGAGUGGUGAGUGCAAAAAGGAAAUAAAUAAUUUUUCCAGCUGAAAUGCUGCCCUGGGGCUGGGUGCCUCGCAGCUGCCUGAGCCUGGGGGGAGGCACAAAGAGACAAGCAGAAAACUUGCAUCUCAAACAUGCUGAAGUGGGAUAUUUUUGCUUUUUCUAAACCAAACAUUUCAUAUUGAGGAGAUGGAAUAAAAUGCCUGGUGCUGUUUACAUUUCUCUUCCAUAUUUUCACUUGGCUCUGCUCAUUGAAUUUGACCUAAAUCCACAAGUCAUUUUUGUUUCCAUCUUUUCAGCGCAUCAUGAUCUGUCCAAAACAUUUCAACCAGCCCUUAUCAAGACUUCCAAAUUUAGGACCAGACUAUCACAGUCCUGCUUGGCCUCCCUGUCACCCAGGGAUGACUCUAGUGGUAAGAAAUCCACUGAGAAAUAAAAUUAUAUCUUUACCAAUAAUAGUGAGAUUGCAAUAGAUUUAGCCAACUGGAAAAGUUUCUUCUCUGUUUUCCUCAGAGAACAUGAGAGGAAGAGGGUAGGUGAUUUAAAAGGUAUUAGCAGGAAUUAAUUAAAUUGCUAAAUUAUUCUGGAAUACCUGUGGAAUUACAUAUUACAUCUCUACUGAUUCCAUUAAAAUACAUGUGAUUAGCAUUGGUGCAAUUAACUCCCUAGUAUCUAAUAGCAUUCUGCUGCUCUUUAGGUCAUUAAUUUAUGAGCUUUUGUUUUAUAGCUCGUCCCCAGAACUGAGCAGAGGAAAACCCUCAGGAAAAUCUCUGGCAUGGUGCCGUGCAGCCCUUGUCUGGGAUGUGCCAGCUCAGGCAGUGCCCAGCGUUAGGCUCCACCCUGAUACAGUGGUGUUUUAUCCUGGGGAUAAAAUCAGUUAUGUUGGGGGUUACUGUGACAGGUCACUGUGUGUAUUUUUGUUCUGUCUCACCCUGAUAUCUAGCUCUGCAUCCAUGCCUUAUAGUGGAAUAAUAUAUUAUUAUAUAUUAUUAUUAUUAUAUAUUCCAAUUAUAUUUGAAUAAUAUAUAUUAUAAUAAUAUAUUCAAAUAUAUUAUUCCUUGAGCCUGAUCUAUUGCUAAGGUUGCUUGGGGGGAUGUCUGACUGUGCCCCCUGAGUGGAGCCUGUGUGGAAAGGGAAUAGUGCUUUAUCCUCCUCGUACCGUAACCUCCAGGAAGGCUUAGGAGUCCCCUCAAGAUUUUCCCUGGGGUUGCAAGACCCUGCUUUCCAUUGCUGACAUGGGGUUGUUGUCUUUGUGGAGAGGGGUGUCCCUGGGGAAGGGCUGCAUUAGAAGCAGAAGUGAGAGCAGAGGUCCUGGAGGUGAUGCUCACCUGGGAUGCUGUGCAUGGCAUUGUUCCCAUAAAGGCAUCUGAGCUCACAGGUGCUCAAAGCCCAUGAGCUCUGUGGUGAGGGGAGGGAGAAGAGGCUUUUCUCAUCUUCUGCUGUUCAGCGUCCCCAGGGGCUCUGUGCGUGUUCUUACUCAGCAACACAACACUUUCUUUUCAAAGCCUUCUUGGAAGGAAGAGUUCCAAGCUGGCCCCUCCACAGCAGCUGCUGGAGGAAGGAUGGGAACCAGGAGAGAGGCGAGCUAGUUGGGAAAGGCAGCAUGGAAAUUAUCUGUGAGCAGGGGGGAGAGUCAGAGCAGCCAGAAAAGACCUCGGAGACGUGGAGAGAGCACAGGAGUGGCAGCAGUGCAACUGUUCCCUGCCCGGUGUUUUCUGAGGGUGAUGCCUCCUCCCUGAAAUCCACCCCUGCCAGAAGAGAAAAGACCUCUGGAAGCCGAGGGACCAGCAGGAGGGAUGGCAUGGUGGCUGGGCAGGGUGACUGGCUCCCAGCCUGGCUGGUUGUUAGGGGAAGGUGAUAUUUUGCCAUGGGCAAUGAGAACUAAAGGUAACAAUUAAAACUAAAUAGGCUGGAACCAAGCAAUUUUUCAGCUUUCCACUGAGGAGGUGUGUUGGCAAAGGAGCUCCUUUGUGAAAAACGAAAUCCUCCUGGCAAGCUAUAGAAUCCCACCUGCUGAAGCAAAAGCAGAAAAUUAAUAAUGCAGAAGGGAUGCAAAUUCCCAGCCCUCCGGUGGAAAAUCCAAGGGGGCAGGAUCCCUCGCUGCCAUUCAAAAACAGCCCAUGAGUACAAGGGAGCCCUUGGUGGGGGGAGGCCAGUGGUGCUUUGGAGGCCCAAAUGGUGCUCUCCUACCUGUCACUGACUCACUGGGUAGUGUUGAAGCUACACAUCCUUCCAAGCCAAGUGACAACUCCUGAAGGAGCCAGGUCCACCCCGUAGCUUGCAGUGGACACUGAGCGAUGGCAACCUUUGGAGAUUCAAAACUCAAGCCUGUCUGAGCCUUCCUGUUGGACUGCUCUCAAAGGUCAGCAAAUUGUCUCAGUCCUGCACAGCCACAGAUGAUCCCUGGGCGGUGGCAGUGGGCUGCACUGUACCCAUUCACGUCCCAACCAUUGCAGAACUGCAAAACAAGAGCUCACAAGUAAGUGGAGCAAAGCAAGCCAUGGAGGCUGUUGUGACACAUCAAGCCCAGACAAAUCCAGCUGGGUUCUGUCCCCCUGUCCAACAUUUGGACGAAGAGGCAGCAAUGGGCUUGUACUGCUGCAAGCCUGACACCAUCUGAGAAGAGCCUGGACCCAGCUCUUGUGUCCCAACAGCCUCAUGGUACCUGCAUUACCUCCUCACUGCCUCAGGCUGAAUAACAAGAUAUUUUAUCCUCCUGGGAGCUCACAUCCAGCCCACAGCAGCCCAAGCCCCUUGAUGCUCCACUGACCUGUGUGCUGGCCUGCUCCACAAGGCAAGGAUGCCGACUGGGGCUCGAGCUGUAGCUUUCCUUUCCUGGGGUACUGGCAGCUCUCACAUGUCCUUCUUGUCCUCUGAAAGUCUCCUUUUGGCAGAUGAAAAUAUCUGAUGCUGCAGCCCCGUGCAAGACUGGAGGAGGGUACCAGGCACUGAGCCAAAAGCACCCUACAGUCCUGCAGCCAAAUUCUCCACGUGGGCCUGGCACUGGUGACUUUGCUGGGCCUGAAAGUGCGUGGGAGAGUUUUGGAGAAGAAAUACACCCCCCAGGGCGAUGCAGCACAAGGAUAGCCCUGCAAGGCUCUCUGCAGGGUAAGACUUUGCAAACCACACAUCAAGAGCAGGGUGCCUUGGGACAGGCUGCUCUCCCAGCCCAACAUCUGCUUCUGUUUCCUGAAGUUUAAUUACCACUCCCACCCUGGAACUUCCAGAGCCCAGCCUCCACUGAAGACCCGGGGCACAACUGCUCACGGGUGCCAGGGGAGUAGUUAGGGGAGCAGUUAGAGCCCUAACCCCAGACAAACACUGCAGGUACCUGAGAGCAUCACCUUCUAAAGCAGCCCCAGGAAAGAGUGGGGGGCAGAGGCUGCCUUACCUACAGGAAACCCCAGCAAGGCACAGGGAAAUGCUGUCCCAUGGGGGGUGGAGCAGGGGGAUACUUUGCCUCCUAACCUGCACUGCUCUGCUUCCCCCCUCAAGUGCACCGUGUGCUUGUGUGCACAGCCCAGCUGCAGGAGCACCACACUGAAGGGAUCGAGGCUGUCAGGUUGUGUUUCACUGGGCAGGGCAGAGAGGCUCUCCAUUCCCCCUCGUGAAACUCAUAUGCUCUCCCCAUGGGAUGCCGUGCAUCCUGGUGCCACCUGGUGCAGCUCCAUGCACUGUCACCUCAAACCAUAUAUAAAUAAGUAAUUUUUUUGUCUUCAGUCUGGGUUUAUUUGUUAAGCAGAGAGAGACUGAAUAGUAACUGCUUUCCUCGUGCCUGCCCCAGAUUUGCUGCACUUUUUUUAUUUCAGGCCAAUGCUGCAAUAGAAAACAAAGGGCAAGUGUCCAGAGCACAUUGACAGCAAUUCCCAUCCUCCUAAAUUCCUCCUGCCCAGGCUCUCUGGCAAAAGUUAAAGUUUCUCAUCAAUUACAAUCCUAACUUUGAAUGCCCUGGAUUUUUCAGCUGUGUCUGGUUUUUAGGUCUGGCAUCCUUGAAGGAUAAUAUCCAUUUAAGUUACUGAUUUGGGCUUGCUCAUUUAACUUCACCUUAAUAAAGAUUUUAUGUGGUUUUGA
Molecule: messenger RNA, 7063 nt
Organism: Pseudopipra pipra
Lineage: Eukaryota; Metazoa; Chordata; Aves; Passeriformes; Pipridae
Gene: TMEM121
Product: transmembrane protein 121
Exons: 2
Coding region: 756-1694 (312 amino acids)
Source: RefSeq, a predicted model, not a curated record